Messenger RNA from Acanthosepion pharaonis, 804 nucleotides. NCBI's taxonomy places the organism in Eukaryota, Metazoa, Mollusca, Cephalopoda, Sepiida, Sepiidae. The record is from the annotation of a GenBank genome assembly.
AUGUCCUUUCAGGAGUAUCUAUCUAUCUAUACAUCUAUCUAUCUAUCUAUCUAUCUAUCUAUCUAUCUAUCUAUCUAUCUAUCAUUAACUUAUCGUUCUUCUUCUUCUUCUUCUUCUUCUUCUUCUUCUUCUUCUUCUAUUUAUAUGUAUCAUGCAUAUUUGUGUUCUAUCUAUCACAGUGUCUUCAUAUCUAUCUAUCUAUCUAUCUAUCUAUCUAUCUAUCUAUCUAUCUAUCUAUCUAUCUAUCUAUCUAUCACAGUGUCUUCAUAUCUAUCUAUCUAUCUAUCUAUCUAUCUAUCUAUCUAUCUAUCUAUCUAUCUGUCUAUCACAGUGCCUUCAUAUCUAUCUAUCUAUCUAUCUAUCACAGUGUCUUCAUAUCUAUCUAUCUAUCUAUCUAUCUAUCUAUCUAUCUAUCUAUCUAUCUAUCUCAUUGUGUCCAUGUUUAUCUCUCUCUCGUUAUCUUAUUCAUUUUCUUUCUUUCUUUCUUUCUUUCUUUCUUUCUUUCUUUCUUUCUUUCUUUUUUCUUUUCUUUUCUUUCUUUCUGCCUUUCUGUCUUUGUCGUCGUCAGUCAGUCUGGCUUCAACGUACUUGAUUUUCGCUUCUCCUUCUCGAACCGAUUGGAACAAAGAAGUCGUUCGGUCAACGGCGGCAGACAGGUUUUUAGCGACGGCAGGGGCCCGGCACAGCCGAGGCGCACUACGCGCGUCCGGUGACGGCGAACAAAGGCGAAGACGGGCCGUCGGAUCGGGCCGCCGUUGCCCUCGGCUUUCUAGCGCGCUCGGAAGCCUGCCUCACAUUCGUUAG